AAUUUCUAUGUCAACGAUAAUUCAGCCUCAGGCGCCAAAACGCAGUCUAAUCCAGGCAUGAACACUUUCUGCCUGAGGCAAUAAUAAUGCCAAACACCUGCGCCAUGGCCAGGUUUGCUCCCUUGAUAUGACGCAAAUUUCAACAUUCAGACAAGCGACACCAAUAUAUUUGUCCAAUAUCGAUAUAUUUCCGCUCAAUAUAGAUGAAAAUUGUUAUCAUAUCGAGAGACAUGCCAGGCAAAACGAACUCAAGCACGACGACGUCAUUCUGCCCCGGCCCGGCGCCAGUCACGAGGAUAACGCGGCAGCGGCAUUUAUAACGCAUUUCUCGACAAUGCCAUGUACUGUAUUGUCGCCCGCGCCGGCUAGCGGGCGUAACUCACGGCACCAAUGCCCUUGGAAAGUGGCCAUGAGUGGAUCAUUGAGACCCAGAACAUCAGAGACUUCUGCCCUACGAAAUGGCGUUGUAGAAGGCUCCAGUUUCGCCACAAUUCCUGCCAAUCCGCGCUGCUCGGGAGCUCGUCUAUGUUGUAUGGUUCGUUUGCUGUGUAUAAUCCCUGUCGCCACUUACUUUCACUCUCUCACAACGGGAUGGAUAACAUGGAACUUGGGUGGGGGUAAGUCUCGCAAGAACGACCGAGACAAACUCGAUAGACCUGCUGGCUCCUCCAAGACUAAAAUCAUAUUAAAAUCUCACCGUCGCCCCCGUCUUUCUCCCUCCUUUUCAUCUUCUGCUCAUCACUAUCACAUUAUUUGCUCGUCCGGCACAACGAUUGCGUUGUUUGCAGACGGAAACACACGUUAGCGCCCGUCACUAUCAUCGCUACAUCCAUACGCCGCUCGAGCUUGAGCAGAAAAGCGGCAUUGUCACCACGACACGUACACGAGAAAAAUCGAAUACAUCGGUCUGAUUCUCAUAGUAGGCCUGGAAUAGUGUCUACUCUGGCG
Molecule: messenger RNA, 948 nt
Organism: Pseudovirgaria hyperparasitica
Lineage: Eukaryota; Fungi; Ascomycota; Dothideomycetes; Acrospermales; Acrospermaceae
Exons: 1
Coding region: 128-805 (225 amino acids)
Source: RefSeq, a predicted model, not a curated record